CAUGUAGACCGCAUGUAAAGCGUCGUCUCGUUGUUUACGUCCGAACCCGGAACUGACAGCAGCACAAAGAUCUGGAUGUGGGCUCCAGAAGAGGAGGUGGUCAGGAGAUGGAGAAGGGAGCAGGAGUGUAUGAAGCAGCGCUUGGUUUUGGAGGACACUGAGGCCUGGCAGAAGGAGCUGGACUUCAGAGGGUUGGAGAGAGUUGGUGGAGUCGACUUGUCGUUUAUUAAAGGAGAUGAACACAAGGCCUGCGCUCAACUCGUCAUACUGAACUACCCUGAGCUCCAGGUGGUGUAUGAUGUCAGUGAGAUGGUGUGUCUCAGUUCUCCAUAUGUUUCUGGGUUUUUGGCCUUCAGAGAGGCUCCACCACUGCUGCAGCUUCUACACACACUGAAGAGAGAGCAGCCUGAGCUAAUGCCACAGGUGUUGUUUGUAGAUGGAAAUGGUCUGUUUCACUACACAGAGUUCGGCUUGGCAUGUCACCUUGGCGUGCUAUCAGACCUUCCCUGUGUGGGCGUUGCUAAGAACCUGCUCCAGGUACAAGGUGUGGCCAAAAAUGAUGAGCAUGUGUCACAGAUCAGCGCUCUAAGUAAAGCAGGUGACACUUUCCCUCUGGUCACUGAUUCAGGAAAAAUACUGGGACAGGCUCUGCGCAGUUCAGAUCGCAGCACUAAACCCGUCUAUGUGUCAGUGGGUCAUCGCAUUAGCCUGGACACAGCCAUCCGCCUCACACACUCAUGCUGUCGCUACCGUGUUCCUGAACCCACACGACAGGCGGAUCUGCGCUCGAGAGAAUACCUGCGAAGACACUUUCCCUCACCCAGCUAAACCUACACACACACACACACACACACACACACACACACACACACACACACACACAGUCCAUUAACCCUCCCCACACACUCUAGACUACACUGAUCAGGGAGUAUUGAUAAGACACCCACACACACCUCUGUAAGGAGUGAGACAACACUUAUCCUCAUGCACACACAACUACUAUAAACACACACAGACACACACACACACAGUCAUAUGUUUUGUAGUAUUACUGUAGAGAGAAUGAGAGAGGAAAAGAAAGGUUGCUGGGGAUAGAUAGAGAGUUACAGUGAGAGUGUGUGUGUGUGAGAGAGAGAGUGUGUGUUUGUGUGUGUAUGUGUGUGUAUGUGUGUGUGUGUGAUGAUUCUGUAGAGCUCUGAGAUCACACAGCAGAUCUGAAACACACAGCACAUCAUUAGCAUCACCUGGGUUUCCCUUCAUCCGUGUGUAUGUGUGAGUAUGUGUGUGUGUGUGUGUGUGUGUGUGUGUGAGAGAGAGAGAGACUUGAUGAGGGAUCAAAGCGUAGCACCAUCAGUUCACUCACACACUCUUCAUCUACACAUUUAUCCUUCAUUUGACCUUUUUAUAUAACUGAGGAGUUUUAGUACACAAUCUGUUAAACUGGCUUGUACAAAUACACACACACACAAAUACACACACACACACACACACACACACAAACACACACACACACACACAGGCCACACCUCCUUCCCUGAGACUGAUACUCAUAGGCCACGCCCAAUUCACUAUGACUGACGUGUAUAUGAGCAGCUCUAGAGUAUUACACACACACACACACACACACACACAAACACACACACACACCUCUACAGUUCCAUAUGUUGAUUUUGUUUGUCCAUUAAAUUCUAAAACAAUUAAAAAAUAAACAUUUGAAUAAAAA
This is a messenger RNA of Tachysurus vachellii, 1723 nucleotides long. RefSeq names its product endonuclease V-like. NCBI's taxonomy places the organism in Eukaryota, Metazoa, Chordata, Actinopteri, Siluriformes, Bagridae. Bases 76 to 828 code for a protein of 250 amino acids. The transcript has 8 exons. Gene Ontology annotation, molecular function: single-stranded RNA binding; RNA endonuclease activity producing 5'-phosphomonoesters, hydrolytic mechanism. Gene Ontology annotation, biological process: DNA repair. The record is from RefSeq and is a predicted model, not a curated record. Gene Ontology annotation, cellular component: nucleolus; cytoplasm.